Messenger RNA from Dryobates pubescens (Downy woodpecker), 1235 nucleotides. It is a transcript of the gene OSTM1, whose product is annotated as osteoclastogenesis associated transmembrane protein 1. Gene Ontology annotation, cellular component: cytosol. Lineage: Eukaryota; Metazoa; Chordata; Aves; Piciformes; Picidae. The record is from RefSeq and is a predicted model, not a curated record. Bases 6 to 935 code for a protein of 309 amino acids. The transcript is spliced from 6 exons.
CCGCCAUGGCGCCGCUGCGCUGCUUCCUGCAGCUGUUGUCCGCUCUGGUGCUUACCUUCGGCCUCACCGCCGGCGAGAUGCGCCAGCCCCUGGCGCUGGAGGCGCUGGGCGAGGCGGUGGAGUUGGCGGAGGAGCUGUGGGGCGCGGGGCUGCCUGGCGAUCUCCCCGAGCUGGAGCCGGAGUGCCGCCGCCUCCUCGUUGCCUUCGCGGAAGACAGCGCGGCGUUGAUGGACUGCCUGGCCCGCCGCGCCCGCCCGGUGCGGCUCUGCCAGGCCUGCCACCUCUACUAUCACCGGCUCCUCGCACAGUAUGGCAACAUCACCCGUGCCGUCGGGAAUUCUUCUGAGAGCCACAAUUGUGCCAAAAGCAUCUUGACCUCAGACAGGCUGCAGGUGGUUGUGACCCUUGUGGAGUUCUUUAAUGACACCUGGGAGACAGCCAACUGUGCAAAUUGUUUAAAGAACAGCAGUGAGGGAUUAUCAGAUUCUACUGUAGAGUUCCUGGAUUUGUUCAAUAAAUCCCUGACAUGUUUUGAACAUAACCUUCAGGGGCAAACCAUCUACCUGUCACCAAAUAACUACACAGAAGUGUGUAGAAACUGCAAUGAAACCUACAGAAAGUUGAAUGACCUUUAUAACAACUUGCAAAGGCUGAACAGGCAAGGUGGUGAGUCUGGGCACUCUGCACACUUGUGUAUCGACGUGGAAGAUGCAAUGAACAUCACUCGGAAGCUCUGGAGCAGGACGUUCAACUGCUCCUUUCCCUGCAGUGAUACGGUCCCGGUGAUCGCAGUCUCCUCCUUCAUUCUUUUCCUACCUAUUGUUUUUUAUCUCAGUAGCUUCCUUCACUCAAAGCAGAAGAAGAGGAUCCUCAUUCUGCCCAAGCGCAUCCAGUCAAAUGCCGCUCUCGUGAACAUCCAAGAAAAAUACAGCUGAGCUGCAAAACAAAACCUGAGAGCUGCUGCUGGUGUACAGUGGGUACAAUUGUGCUGGAAUGAGGCUGGCACAAAAGAGGAGUUAAUUAUGGUUUAGUGGUAAUGAUACGGAGCAACACAAGUUAAACAAAAUGCUGUCUGACUUCUAAGCGAGGAUAUUAACAAGGCAGGGCUGUGCCACACUGUAUGGACUCUGGGUUUGAAAAGAUCUGUGGGUUUUCUUCAGUCUUGGGCUGAAGCUGCUGUUUUUCUCUCUCUUAAGCUUUUGUACUUCUCACCAAUAGAAAAAACCCUACACUUU